AUGGCUUCAACAGAUCCAAUGGGUCUUACCAACACCUGGGAACUUUCACUAUACGAAUUGCAUAGAUCACCCCAAGAAGUUAUUACAGAUGACACAGAAAUUGCUGUAUCUCCUCGAAGUCUACAUAAUGAACUAAUGUGCCCAAUUUGUUUGGAUAUGUUAAAAAAAACAAUGACUACUAAAGAAUGUCUCCAUAGAUUCUGUUCAGACUGUAUUGUGACUGCUCUUCGUUCAGGUAAUAAGGAAUGUCCUACUUGUCGUAAGAAACUAGUAUCUAAACGGUCCCUACGUCCUGAUCCUAAUUUUGAUCUUCUCAUAUCUAAGAUCUAUCCUAACCGUGAUGAAUAUGAAGCACAUCAAACUAAAGUAUUGGAAAAGUUAAACAAUAGUCACAGUCAAGCUAAUUUAGUUCAGUCAAUAAAUGAAGGUAUUAAAUUACAAACACAAAAUCGACUACAACGUACCAAAAAGAACCAACAUGAAGAACUAAAUGAAAAUAACUCAUCAACUUCUUCAAAACCUUCAAAUGUUUCUGGUCAAGAUAAUGUAACAAGAACUAUGGUACAAACAAAAGUGGCUAAGAAGAUGAAGUCUGUUAUGAUCUCAGAAAAAGAAGGUCCUUCUUCAUCUGUUAAUACCCCAGAUGUAACAGAAAUUGAUGAUACAACAAAAAGUGUAUCAACAGAUGAAAUAGAACUAGUGUUUAAACCUCAUCCUACAGAAAUGUCCAUUGAUAAUCAAUUGAUCAGAGUUUUGAAAGAAAACUCUGUUCGUUAUAUAAAAACAACAGCUAAUGCAACUGUUGAUCAUUUGAGUAAGUAUUUAGCUAUGCGAUUGACGGUAGACCUUGGCUCAGAACUUCCAGAAAAAGCUCUAAAUUUUUGUAUCUAUGUUGCAUCUACUGCUGGUCAAUUUGUUUCUCUCAAUGGUAAUCAAACACUUAGAAAUGUACAUGAUACAUUUUGGAAAGUUAACAAGCCACUUGAAAUGUUCUACUCUUUUACUUAA
Molecule: messenger RNA, 1008 nt
Organism: Diuraphis noxia (Russian wheat aphid)
Lineage: Eukaryota; Metazoa; Arthropoda; Insecta; Hemiptera; Aphididae
Product: E3 ubiquitin-protein ligase RING1-like
Cellular component (GO): ubiquitin ligase complex; PcG protein complex
Molecular function (GO): chromatin binding; ubiquitin protein ligase activity
Source: RefSeq, a predicted model, not a curated record